Molecule: messenger RNA, 2061 nt
Organism: Oxyura jamaicensis (ruddy duck)
Lineage: Eukaryota; Metazoa; Chordata; Aves; Anseriformes; Anatidae
Gene: MAP3K8
Product: mitogen-activated protein kinase kinase kinase 8
Exons: 9
Coding region: 246-1709 (487 amino acids)
Biological process (GO): protein phosphorylation
Molecular function (GO): ATP binding; protein kinase activity
Source: RefSeq, a predicted model, not a curated record
CCGCCGCUCCCCCGCCCCCGGCCAGGCCCGGGCGGUGCUACCUGCGCCCUGCCCGCCCCCGGGACUUCCCCGCGGCCGCCGGCCGGCCCGGCCCGAGCGGCCCCGGCGCUGGCUGCGAGCGGACGGGCGGCGCGGCGGCUCCCGGAGCCCCGCAGACUGCUACGGAACGCUGUGAAAUUAUCGUCAGCAGUAAACACGGGUUCGAGAAACACGAUGGCUUUGGGGAUUAUAUUGAGACGUUUUUGAUGCUUUUGUGUGACGUAACCAGGAUAAAUAUAAGGAGUGGUUUUGCAAAGUGGACAGUAAUGGAGUAUAUGAGCACGGGUAGUGAUAGCAAAGAGGAAAUUGACUUGUUGCUAACUAAUUUAAAUAUGUCUGAGGUGAUAGACAUCAUGGAAAACCUUUAUCCAGGUGGAGACCUUGCAGCCUAUGAAGACAGCUUAAUUACGAUGUGUGAAGAAGAAAAUCAAAAUGAAGAACGCGCGGAAUCUUUACUGUUUUGUGAACGGGAGGUUUCUUUGAUGUCCUCUGUCAAAUAUGGGACUGUGGAAGACCUGCUUGCUUUUGCAAAUCAGGUGUCUAACACUGCAAAACAAUUUAAAGGAUGCAGACAGCAAGAAUCUGGAAUCCUCUUGAAUAUGAUCACCCCCAAGAAUGGCCGCUAUCAAAUCGACUCGGAUGUGCUCCUGUUCCCGUGGAAGCUGACUUACAGAAAUAUUGGCUCGGACUUUAUUCCUCGGGGAGCUUUUGGGAAGGUGUACUUAGCCCAAGACAGAGAAACCAAGAAACGAAUGGCAUGCAAACUGGUCCCAGUGGAGCAGUUCAAGCCAUCAGAUGUUGAAAUACAGGCAUGUUUCCGUCAUGAAAACAUUGCUGAAUUAUAUGGUGCUAUUCUGUGGGACGAGACGAUCCAUCUCUUUAUGGAAGCUGGAGAGGGAGGAUCUGUCAUGGAAAAGCUGGAGAGUUGUGGGCCUAUGAGGGAAUUUGAAAUCAUUUGGGUGACGAAGCAUAUCCUGAAAGGGCUUGACUUUCUUCACUCCAAAAGGAUUAUCCAUCACGAUAUCAAACCAAGCAACAUUGUCUUUAUGUCAACUAAGGCUGUUUUGGUGGAUUUUGGCCUAAGUGUUCAAAUGACUGAAGACAUUUAUUAUCCCAAAGACCUUAGAGGAACAGAGAUUUACAUGAGUCCUGAAGUGAUCCUCUGCAGAGGCCACACGACAAAAGCAGACAUCUACAGCAUGGGGGCUACCAUUAUUCAUAUGCAAACUGGCAUCCCUCCCUGGGUGAACAGAUACCCUCGCUCUGCAUAUCCAUCCUACCUCUACAUUAUACACAAGCAAGCUCCCCCCUUAGAGGACAUUGCAGAAGACUGCAGCACUUCCAUGAGGGAGCUGCUAGAAGCAGCUCUGGAAAGGAAUCCUAACCAUAGACUGUCUGCAGCAGAGUUACUGAAACAUGAAGCCUUACACCCACCCCCAGAAGAGCAGCCACGGUGCCAGAGUCUGGACUCAGCAUUGUUUGAAAGGAAAAGACUACUUGGAAGGAAGGAGCUGCAGUUACCAGAAAACAUUACAGAUUCCUCAUUGUGUACCGGGAGCAUGGAGGAGUCAGACCUGCUAAAGAGGCAAAGAUCACUCUACAUAGACCUUGGAGCUCUAGCUGGUUACUUCAAUAUUGUCAGGGGACCACCAGCAUUAGAAUACGACUGACUCAGUAACGUUUUACGUCGGCAGGACAGAAAUGGACCUCUACCUCUUAAAACCUGAUUUUAAGACUUGACUUUCAAAAUUGUACAUAAAAAUAUUGCCAUUGUAGGCUGUAAAAUGUGAAUAGUGUUUAAUUGCACAGAUGAUUAAGCUAAACCCUUUGGGGCUUUGAUAAGCUGAUGCCAAGCAAUGAUAUUCAUGCGUCUGCUGGUUGACCAACAAGAAGACGGCAAAAAGAACACUGCUGGGAGCGCCUCGUUCUUGGGAGAUCUUCCUGUGCUGGGUCUUGCACUUCCAUAAAGCUUGUAUUAUAUGCUUGCAACUAUUGCCACCAAAAAAAAAAAAAAAAAAAAAA